This is a messenger RNA of Prosopis cineraria, 3330 nucleotides long. Its product is annotated as ubiquitin carboxyl-terminal hydrolase 23. Gene Ontology annotation, cellular component: cytosol; nucleus. Gene Ontology annotation, molecular function: cysteine-type deubiquitinase activity; cysteine-type endopeptidase activity. Gene Ontology annotation, biological process: protein deubiquitination. The transcript has 11 exons. Bases 193 to 2961 code for a protein of 922 amino acids. The record is from RefSeq and is a predicted model, not a curated record. Lineage: Eukaryota; Viridiplantae; Streptophyta; Magnoliopsida; Fabales; Fabaceae.
ACUGGUCCUUUCCAACUGAAACCCUCUUUCGCAGAAGCCGAAGCCCUCUGCCUCUGUAGCAGCACGCCCCCACGAAGCUGCGCCAAUAACAACCCUAUAAUAUUCAUCAAGCAAACUCGCACUUACGCGUAUGUUCAUAUUCAUAUUUUAACAUUGGUGGUUCCGUGGAAAUCUCAAGGUUUUGCUGUGAAAAUGGCGGAGAGCCUGUUGAUUGAUACGGAAACCAAGAAUCCAUUGGAUUCUAGCUCGGAUCCUUCUAAUGGGUCGGUGUUAUUCAGCCGGAGAAUCGAGUUUCUUCCUGCGAAGAAGCCCUUCAAAGGAUUUAGCGACGGAGGGAGUGAUUUUAAGCUCGAAACUUUAAACCCCGUCACGUCAUCUGAAGCUCGGCGACCUGGUUCCGGUCCGGGUGGAAAAAAGCAUGAUGGUUCCGAAUUCUGUGAUUAUGGUUUGGAUCCGGAGCUCAGUUUUGGGAUUACCGUUCGAAGGAUUGGAGCUGGCUUGCGAAAUUUGGGAAAUACUUGCUUCCUUAAUUCAGUAUUGCAGUGUUUGACAUAUACAGAGCCUUUAGCUGCAUACCUGCAAAGUGGAAAGCAUAAAAGUUCUUGUCAUGUUGCUGGAUUUUGUGCUUUGUGUGCAAUACAGAAUCAUGUCAGUCGUGCACUUCAAUCAACUGGGAGAAUAUUAUCUCCAGAGGAUCUGGUUAUGAACCUGCGCUGCAUAUCACGGAAUUUCCGAAAUGCAAGGCAGGAGGAUGCACAUGAGUAUAUGGUCAACUUGCUUGAAUCAAUGCAUAAAUGCUGCCUGCCUUCUGGAGUUCCAAGUGAAUCCCCUAGUGCCUAUGAAAGGAGUUUGGUUCACAAGAUCUUUGGUGGUCGCCUUCGUAGUCAGGUCAAAUGUCAUCAAUGUUUGAAUUGCUCCAACAAGUUUGAUCCAUUCUUAGAUUUAAGUCUUGAAAUAUUCAAGGCAGAUUCAUUGCAGAAGGCACUUUCAAAUUUCACAGCUGCUGAGUGGUUAGAUGGAGGAGAAAGACAGUAUCAGUGCCAACGAUGCAAGCAGAAAGUUAAAGCUCUCAAACAGCUUACUAUUCAUAAGGCACCAUAUGUUCUGACCAUUCAUCUAAAGCGGUUUUAUGCUUAUGAUCCGGGACAAAAGAUUAAGAAAAGAGUUCAGUUUGGCUGUGCACUGGAUUUGAAACCUUUUGUCAGUGGUUCCUAUGAAGGAGACUUAAUGUAUUCUCUUUAUGGGGUGCUGGUUCAUUCUGGCAGCAGCACUCAUUCUGGCCACUAUUACUGCUAUGUCCGCACAGCAAAUAACAUGUGGUACACCCUGGAUGACAAUCGGGUGAGCCAUGUUAGUGAGCGGGAAGUUCUGAAUCAGCAAGCUUACAUGUUAUUUUAUGUUCGGGAUAGAAAAAACAUUGUUCCAAAGAAGCCUGUUGACAUGGCCCAGAAGGAGAAUAUGAAAGUGAAUGUGAGUGCAAGUAAAGCUUCUGUAAAUUCAAACCAAGCUUUGAAGAAAGAAUUGGUUCUAACUGGUCGAGCAGAAAAUUUACUCAGCAAUACAUCUUCCACUGCUGAAGCUCAUAAAAGUUCAUUAAAUAUUGAUUCUUUGAGGGGUUCCUUAUCAAAGGAAGCAUCAAAUCAGCAAAGAAAUAGCUCUUUAAAAGAUCAGUUGAUACAAAAUAAACAAUCUGUAUCCGAACUGUGUUCUCAGCCAUUGGCACAAAAACAGUCAUCUGAAGUGCUCUCUGUUGCUAAACCAGAACCAGAAGGCUUGUUGCCAUUAGGUGAACGUGUAAACAACAGUUGUCCUCAUAAUAUGAAAAAUUUAGUUGCUUCAGCAGCUGUCUCAAUAAAUAAGGGCAAAGAGAAUGGUGUUUCCAAAGAGGAUGUGAAAGACAUUCUCUUCUUGGCACCAUCUGUUAGUGACCCUGAAAAAGCUGCUUCUCAACCUGUUACGGAUGAAACCUCUUGGAAGAAUAAUGAUGUCACGAAAGUUGAUGUCGCUACAGUUGGAGGUUCAAGUACGAAUACAUCAAAGAGCACUGCUACAAUUUCUCUAAUUCAACCAGGCAAUAGCAGCUGUCUGGUUGGAGGUUCUGCAACUGGUUCAGUAUGUGACAAAUCAGGUAAUCAAGUGUGUGAAAAGGUUGCUGGCAAUCAACCAAUGAUUCUUGAUAAGUCAGGAAGAUCAAUGGAUAUUGAUGGCCUUGGCCACAAGCGCUUCAAGAAGUCAAGGAAGAAGCUUUUGAAGUACCAGGUUUCAAGUUUGCAUGUUGGCUCUAACUUCCUUGUGAUGGCAUACUUAGGUUUGCGGAAGAAAAAGAAACACAAAAAAAUCAGACACCAGACUUUUGAUAUAAAGAAUCGAAGUAAAGAAAAGCUGGAUGAACAUAUCUUCUCAUCAGAUGUGGGGCCAUCAAGUAGUGUUGGGAGUAUUGGAACCAGAACAUCUGAUAAACGUGCUGCUAAUCAUCUGUCAAUGAACUUUAUUAGUGAACCAGUGAUGGGAAAAUUUGCCAAUGGAGAAUUCAGAAAGAGGAUUGAUCAAGACUCUGCUGUGCUUGCUACUGCCAAGCUUGUAGAAAAGGUCUCCGGGCAUAGCACAGUUGCAAACCAAUGUGAUUCUAGAUUGCCCAAUAGGCUACAAGAUGGUAACAGAGAACAAAUGCAUUUUAGUAUGAUUAGUAAGCUUAGCCAAGGUCUAGAGGUUCCACGUUGGGAUGAUGAAGAAUUGCCAUCAUUUCAGUCCAUUGAGCCGAAGAAUGAGAUCAUGAGCAUUGGAUAUGUUGGGGAUGAAUGGGAUGAAGAAUAUGAUAGGGGGAAGAGAAAGAAGUUAAGGCCGUUUAAGCACAGCUUUGGGGGGCCAAACCUUUUCCAAGAAAUUGCCUCUGAGAAAUCUCAGCUUAAAAAGAUGAAGUUGGACCGAUGCAGGUCAGGGAAUCUCCCAUUCAGGAUAUGAUGCUUUUGGAUAUUGUUUGUUUGUGGUAGAAAUUAGUAAUUUGUCGAGCUGAAAUUGUAAUGGAAAAUAGCACUUGCUCAUUUUCCUAGUUCAAAGUUUUGAGUUCCUUGCAUUAUUUUGCCCUAUUAGGCUUUACCAUAUAUAUGUCUUGGAGGACAUUUCUCAUUUCAGAGAUGUUCUUGAAGAGAAACGAAACCCUUGUAUUUCUUCUGAUUUAGCUGCCUUGAGUGGCUUACAAAUUUUGUUCCUUAGUUCUCACCUAUGCACGAUCAUGUUCUAACACGUCAAUCUGUUCCUUGUAUCAUUUAUUAUUUGGAUAGAUGUAUUUUGCUAUGUACUUGAGGACAAUAAUCCGUAUUUUCAUCAUCA